This is a messenger RNA of Trypanosoma grayi, 1887 nucleotides long. RefSeq names its product mannosyl-oligosaccharide 1,2-alpha-mannosidase IB. The record is from RefSeq and is a predicted model, not a curated record. Lineage: Eukaryota; Euglenozoa; Kinetoplastea; Trypanosomatida; Trypanosomatidae. Gene Ontology annotation, biological process: endoplasmic reticulum mannose trimming; carbohydrate metabolic process; mannose trimming involved in glycoprotein ERAD pathway. Gene Ontology annotation, cellular component: endoplasmic reticulum; membrane. Gene Ontology annotation, molecular function: mannosyl-oligosaccharide 1,2-alpha-mannosidase activity; calcium ion binding. The coding region runs from base 1 to 1887 and encodes 628 amino acids. The transcript has a single exon.
AUGAACGUUAGUUCAAGCCCCGUAAUCCCCUUGAUUACGACACUGCUGCUGCUGCUUCUGACGACGGCUGUGACUGCGCGCAGCGAGCAGCCGGGUGCGGGGGUGGGUGGCACUAAGGAAAGUACCGACAGUGCGUGGCGUUCCGCCGACGCUCUGCACCCCAUCCAGGCUGAGAUGCGACCGUACGUGCGGGAGAUGAUUGCCCACGCCUUUGACUCCUACAUGAAGUACGCUUUCCCCAAGGACGAGCUGUGCGCCGUGAGCGGGACGGGUAAGGAUACCAUGGGCGGAUACGGCUGGACACUCAUCGAUGCUCUCGACACACUGGCGGUCUCCGGCCUCCAUGCGGAGUUCCGCCGUUAUGCGAAGUGGGUUGAAGACAAUGUGAACUUCGACAUCGACGUCUCCGUGUCUGUGUUCGAGACGGCGAUCCGAGCCAUCGGCGGCCUCCUUGCUGCCCACUUCAUGUACGAAGAGGGCGUGGUAGAAGUUGUGGCCACCGAGCACAACUACACAGGCGGGCUCGUGCGGCUGGCCGCGGACCUCGGGGACCGUAUCCUCCCAAGCUUCCACACAGCCACGGGGAUCCCUUAUGGGGCAAUCAACCUUCGUCGUGGUGUGAGCCCAACGGAGACAACCAUGACAUGUACUGCUGUUGGUGGCACAUUUCUGGUGGAGCUGACUGCAUUGUCUGCGGCCACUGGUGACGACCGAUAUGAACGUGCUGCCCGGCGUGCCUCGGAGGCGCUGUUCGCUGCCCGAGACCCCAGCACCGGCUUGAUGGGGAGUCACAUUGACAUCGAGACUGGUCGAUGGCGACUGACUGAAUCUCAUGUAGGUGGCGAGAUCGAUAGCGCGAUUGAGUACUACAUCAAGUCACACAGUAUGUCCGGAGAUAUUGGUGACUGGGAGCGCUUCGAGCGCUCUGUGCGCGCAGUCAACCGUUACGUGCGAAAAGGUGGCAUGCUGCUUGCGGUCGAAAUGGGGAGCGGUAGGCGAACACGGACCACCCAUGAAUCGCUGUCAUCUUUUUUUCCGGGCAACCUGCUUCUCGGCGGCCAUCACACAGAGGCUGUGGAAAGCAGCUGGCCGAUCCACAGCAUCUUCAAGCACCUUGGAGGUUUGCCUGAGAGCUUCUGUUUGGCCACGGGGCGUAUUGGAAGUUGGGGACGACGCUACCCACAGCGCCCGGAGCAUGUGGAGUCCCUGUACAUGCUGUACCGUGCGACUCGCGAUCCUGCGUACCUCGUGAUGGGAAGGGAGCUGGCGAUGGCAAUCAACCUGCGCAUGCGUACUCCGUAUGGGUUCUCCACAUUGAAUAAUGUGGAGUACCCGCACCGCGAUGAAUUGCACGAUGACUCGAUGGAGAGCUUCAUGCUUGCGGAGACGCUGAAAUAUCUUUACCUUCUGUUCGACGAGUGCAACACGGUGCACUUGCAGGGAAAGAUUCGUGGUGGUUUCCCGUCGUACUGCGCUGACACAUGGGACAGCGGCAGUGCAGCAAGUCAUGUGGGGUGGGUGUUCAACACUGAGGCGCACCUUUUCCCCAACACUGCUGAGUGGUGGGCGUCGACGUCUGUAGAUGACACGUUUAUGUGUGGACGGACGGAUUUGCUUUUGUGGGGUGUGGAUAUGGUUCCAGUUUUGUCUGUUUCUGAUGAUCGAUUUGGAUGUGGUGCAACAACUGUGUGUGAAGUUCAUCCUGUAGGGCUUGAACUUCAUAGACGCCGUCUGGAGGUGAUUGAUGAUCUGCUUAAGGGGUUGGACAGGGGUGCCGGCAUGACCGAUGGGAAGGAUGCCGUGCCAGAUGCUGUAACGCACGAGUACUACUGUGCCAACCAUGCUCUCAACGAUGUGGAACGGUUGUCUAGGUCUUUUUUUCGCUGA